CGCAAACGUAGCCGCAGGGCGAGGGCUUGGUCGCAAGACAGACCGGAUGAAUAGAUCUCCGAUCUGGACUCUAGUUGGGUGAUCGAUUGCUUUUGUCUCAUUACGUACUUUAGCAGCGUCCGUUGUGAUUUUUUUUUUCCCCUGGCGACUUGCUAGGUGUGCUAUGGCGCCGGUAAGGCCGGCGGCUGGGUGGCCGGCAGGGAAUUUGGGGUCUCGUAGCGAUGGAGUUUCUCCGGUCGGAUUCAGGAAUAAGAAUGUGAAGCAGAGGACGUGGCGAUCUAAUCAUCCGCAGGCCUUCGUGGGAAGCGUUCGGGAGGGACAAGGCUUUGCAUUCCGAAGAAAACUGAAGAUUCAGCAAAAUUACAAAAAAUUGCUAUGGAGGGAAAAGAAGGCUCAAACCUCACUGGAAUCCCAGUUCACAGAUCGAUACCCUGAUCAUCUAAAACAUCUUUAUUUAGCUGAAGAGGAAAGGCUCAGGAAGCAACUUAGAAAAGUUGAACAACCUUUGUCAAAAGAACAAGUUGAUCACCCUUUGCCAAAAGAACAAUGUAGCAUCACCCAAGCUUUGUCUGAAGAACAUUGUAGUACUGAGCAGCCUCAAUCAGCAGAGAGAAUAAACUCCAUUACUAUUCCAAAGAGAAAGAAAAAGAAAACCUCAAAUCAAAAAGCGCAGGAAGAAUAUGAACAAGUACAAGCUGAGCGUGCUGCUAAGAAACAAGAAUUUGAGAAGAGAAAACAAGAGAGAGAAGAAGCCCAAAGGCUCUAUAAAAAGAAGAAAAUGGAAGUAUUCAAAAUAUUGAGCAAAAAGACUAAAAAGGGUCAGCCAAACUUGAAUUUACAAAUGGAGUAUCUUCUUAAAAAAAUACAAGAAACAAAUUAAAGCAGACAUGUUUUUAAUUAACAGUUAUAAUAUCUUCCCUUUAUUGAGUUCUUUUAUAUAUGUACUGUAUCUCCUAACAACUAAAUUUAUUAACAUAAAAUGGAUUGCUAAGCUUCACUAAGUAUAAAAUGUCCAAAUAUUUUUAUUCUUGUGAAAGAAAGUUUUCUAUGUAUGCUAUACAUAAAAUAUUAUUUGUUUCUUAUUUAUUUUCCUUCGAGGUGGCCCAAAGAA
Hyaena hyaena (striped hyena) is the source of this 1111-nucleotide messenger RNA. RefSeq names its product coiled-coil domain containing 59 (gene CCDC59). The transcript is spliced from 4 exons. The coding region runs from base 164 to 880 and encodes 238 amino acids. Gene Ontology annotation, cellular component: nucleus. The record is from RefSeq and is a predicted model, not a curated record. Lineage: Eukaryota; Metazoa; Chordata; Mammalia; Carnivora; Hyaenidae.